Messenger RNA from Daktulosphaira vitifoliae (grape phylloxera), 1059 nucleotides. RefSeq lists its product as uncharacterized. The coding region runs from base 1 to 1059 and encodes 352 amino acids. NCBI's taxonomy places the organism in Eukaryota, Metazoa, Arthropoda, Insecta, Hemiptera, Phylloxeridae. The transcript has 4 exons. The record is from RefSeq and is a predicted model, not a curated record.
AUGGCUUCAACAUCUCAAAUUGGUUUUAUGUCAAAUCAAAUCGUCGGUAGUAAGUUGCCAUCAAAUAAACAAGUACUACGUGUUCUUUUUUAUAAAAUGCGCGUGGUUAAUUUAAUUGUUCACGAUAGUGCUUCAUUAGUAAAGUCAUUAUCAGACACAAGAAAUGAAGAGGACUUUGUCAAUAAGCUUGAUGACUUAUUUGAUAUCGCUCAUUCUGACGCUUUAAACUUAAUUAAAGUUGAAGUUGAUAAACAAUUUUUAUUGGCUCAGAGGGAAAAAGGAAGGUCAGGCUGUAUGUUAGGUGUCGAUAAAUUCAAUGAAAAAUGUGAAAUGAAUCAACAAAAUAAAAAUUUAAAUAUUAUCCAAAGAAAAAGAAAAGCUUACGAUGAAAUGGAAGUUUUAGAUCAUGUCGUUAACUCAGAAUUGUUAUAUUCAUCUUCAAACAGUUCUAGUGAGUGUGAUGAGACCGAAGAAUUAAUUGAAAAACCUAAUCUUCCCCAACUUAGAGGUAUAAAAAAUAUUUUAACCGACAAACUUGCUGCUGCAUUUGAUAGGCGUAAAAUAAGCGACAGAGACGCUGUUCAUAUAUUAAUGGCAACCGCGGAAUCGUUCGGUCUCGAUACAUCUGAAUUAAUUAUAAAUAAGACCUCAAUUAAUAAUUUUCCAAAACGUUUCCGUGAAAACCUAAUAAAAAAAAUAAGUAGUAAUUUUAAUUUAUCGACAUUAGGUCCAUGCACCAUUCAUAGGGAUGGAAAACUUCUUCCUUCAUUAUCAGGACAUCAACUAGUUGAAAGAUUACCAAUAAUUGUGUCAAAUAAUAAUAUAGAACAAUUACUCGAUGUGCCUGAAAUUUCUUCUGGUUCGGGACAAAGUCAAGCAGCAGCUGUAUACGCAGCACUUGAAAAAUGGGGUUUAACUGACAAAGUUAAAUCAUUAUGCUGUGACACUACUGCUUCUAAUACAGUAAAAUUUAAUACGUCAUCUGGACCAGAUGUUCCUAUUUUCAAUAAAUUCCAAAAGUCUUGGCAAAAUAUAAAUAAAAUAAAUUACUUAAGUUGA